Messenger RNA from Eutrema salsugineum, 2196 nucleotides. RefSeq names its product meiosis-specific protein ASY2-like. Lineage: Eukaryota; Viridiplantae; Streptophyta; Magnoliopsida; Brassicales; Brassicaceae. The record is from RefSeq and is a predicted model, not a curated record. The transcript is spliced from 5 exons. Bases 1 to 2196 code for a protein of 731 amino acids.
AUGUCUUCGAACUCUUCUUCGAUCAAUUCUUCUUCUAAUCAGAUCCUUCCGGAAGAUCGCCGUGAACCUUCGGAGCCGAGCUCUUCCUCUUCACAUCCUCAUUCAUCAGAUUCUUCUCAAAGAGAGAGCAAUCCCCCGCAGCUAGUUCGCAAGAACUCUAGGUCGGUUGAUGCGAGCAGCAGCCGUGCUAGACCUCGAGUCAAAGCUACCGAGCAACUGACUACAGAGACUCGCGAAACGGGGGCUCGGACUGGGCCGAACAUUGGCGGUAUUGACCAUGAGAUCGAGGAGGUCGAGGAACCCGAGGAAGAGAAUCGGGAGGAGAACGCCACUGAAGCAGAAGUUGCCGAGGACAACCUCGAAGCAGUGGACCAUGCUUCACCACCACUUCCAAGACGAAGGAUCGUUCGUCCCAACAACGUCUCGUCUUCUUCUGUUUCUCCGGGUGCUGUUCAGGCUGUACUCGAAGAAAACGGGCUCUCGGACCAAGUCAUCUUUAUAAUUCCAGAAGCUGGAGAUCAGCCGUGGGACGUCCCCAAAGGCUUCCUCUGCGUCUACUUGACCUAUUUCACGCAGUGCGGGCUCUCGCUUCCAAUCCCUUCCCGUCUUCUUGGGUACUGUAACCGGCGCGGCGUAGCUCUCACGCAUGUGAUGCCGGCCUCGAUAACGAACUAUGUAGGGUUCGUUACUCUAUGCGACGAGCUCGGCGAAAUCCCAACCAGUCGACUUUUUGAAGACCUCUUCUCAGUUAACAUCCACAAGUCCAAGGAGUGGUUCUUCGCAGCGAACGCCAAACCGAGGAAGAACAUCGUUACUGGAGUUAAGCCCAGUAAAUUCAAUGACUGGGAGUCUCAGUACUUUUACCUCGAGAUGAACGAUCUCACCGUAGUCAUCUCCCGAGCAUUAUUCUCAACUCCGGACUCACCUCUAAAUUCGAAGCAGCUUUUAGCGAAGCCGGUAAACGCCGUUGGCCUGAAGUUUGGGAAGAGAUUCUUCAGCGCCGAGCUAAAAAAGCAGGAACCGAAGCCGCUGAAGCGAAAGGCUCGAGCUAACAAGCCCCGAGCUGCUCCAAGACGAAAGGCGCCGAAGUCGCGAGCCAAACGAACACGGACCGCAAGGAUGCUUUCACUUGAUGAGAUCCCCACCUUAUUCGACGAGGAGGAACCGAAUGUUGCAGAUCCGGCUUCUAUCCCUGCCACUGAAGGGACGAACGAGCAGCCCGAAGAACUGCCACCUGCUGCGAACUCACCUGACCAGGCUGAUACCGCCGCCGAGCUUGAUCCUUUGACGGCUGCAAUGUCGGAUCUCGCGAUUCCUCAGGAUCAGCCUGAAGCCUCCAACUCCCGGAAGAGGCAAGACAGGGAGCAUGCUGAAGACUCUCCGGAGCCAGAGCCAGCCAAAAGGACUAAGGUGUGUUUCGAUUACGAUGAAGAGGGUCCUUUUGAGGAGAACGUCGACGCUUGCGCCGAUCUUUACCACAAGAUCUCCUCUGACGUCCCGAGUCUCCCGGCGAUCUCCGAGCUCCGGUUCCCUAAUCUAUACAAAGGGAUUGCUCGUACCACUGCCGUGCUCGCUAGCCAGACCAACAAUUUGGUCGCAGCGUAUGAGGUUGCGCUGUACGAUGAGCAGGUAAGAGUCGCCGAGCUAGAGGAAAGGAUCUCUAAGGCGGAAGAACGUCUCACCACCGAACUUCAGAUCAACGACUCUCUCCACACUGCUGUUGAACUGCUGAAGCAGGAGAGUUCGGAGCUAAAAGCGGUUAGAGCCGAGCUGACCGAAGCUCAGACCUUGCUUUCUCGGGAAUUCGAAAAGGACAAGGAACGGCUGCAAGGCUUGGUGGCCCAUUGGAAAGGUCGAGCAAGGAGCGUUCACGCGACGGCUUGUGAACGCUUGGAGAAGGUUAUCCGAAGUUUGGAUGAUGCAGAUCGAGCUUGUAAGUCGUACUUAGUGGUCAACCAGCUCACCGGAGUUCUCGGCUUCAUCAAACAACUGAAGAAGAAAGGUCUGUACGAAGUCCCGCCUGAGAUGGUCGCUGACAUCGAGGCGAAGCACGCUAAGGCUCUGGAAGACUUCCGUUCAAUCAACGCCUGUGUUCUGAUGGAAGAAGACAAGCGGAUGUCUCCGUUCACAGAAGAGGAUGAUAUUCCGGUCGUGAAUGUGACCCAAAGCGCACAGGAUCCUGCGAGGGGCGAGUAG